Molecule: messenger RNA, 919 nt
Organism: Octodon degus (degu)
Lineage: Eukaryota; Metazoa; Chordata; Mammalia; Rodentia; Octodontidae
Gene: Dkkl1
Product: dickkopf like acrosomal protein 1
Exons: 5
Coding region: 156-851 (231 amino acids)
Biological process (GO): negative regulation of canonical Wnt signaling pathway
Molecular function (GO): co-receptor binding; receptor antagonist activity
Source: RefSeq, a predicted model, not a curated record
CCUCACCGGGUUAACAAUGGCGGACAAGGUACUGGAAGGUUGUUGGAGGUCCCAGGAGUUGCCUGCUCCUGCUCACAUGCAGCAGUGACCUUGAGGCUGUGGUUGUCUCAGGACGGGACAGCCACUCAGUCUUGGCACAGCCUCCCCGUCUAGCCAUGUGGCAUCUGCUGGUCCUGGUGCUGCUGGUCCCCUGCGCCUUGGUGCCUCCCUCGUCUGCGGCCCCCAUCCAAGACGCUGACGACCAGGAGAGUUCCUCCGAUUUCCUUGGCUUACAAAGCCUCCUCCAAAGCGUCAGAAGACUCUUCCUGAAAGAUGACCUCCUUCGGAGUCUGGACAGCUUCUUUUCCACCCCCAUGGACUUCUGGGGCCUCCCCAGAGAUUUCCACCAACAGCAAGACCAGGAGCGCCAGCUGGGGAACAAGACCAUCUCCAGCCAUCUCCAGAUUGACAAGGUGACAGACAACAAGACAGGAGAGGUGCUCAUCUCUGAGAAGGUGGUGGCCUCCGUGGAGCCAGAGGGAAACCUGGAAAGCAACCGGAAGGUUCCCAAAAGGGAGAAGGAAACCCUGGUGCCCACCGGAAAUGGCAUGGGCAGCUCCUACCCAGAAGCCCACCGCCGUGUGGCUUUCUGGAUCAUUAAGGUACCUCGGAGGAAGUCCCAUCAGGAUGCUCAGGAGGAUGGUGGCUGGCUAAGCGAGAAGAAACACCGCCUGCAGGCCAUCCGGGAUGGGCUCCGAGAGGGGACCCACGAAGGCAUCCUUGAAGAUGGGGCCCAGGACUCCUCCCACUCCAGGCUGCCUGCCCGCAAGACCCACUUCCUAUAUAUCCUCAGGCCCUCCCAGCAGCUAUAGAGGUGGGGCUGGGAGCCCUGCAUAGACCCCUCUAGGUCCCCCCCCAGUACCAUUUGGAAAUAAAGGGU